CGUUGCUUCCGGUGUUUGGCUCCGUUUCCUGCUUUUGGUUCUUACAGUAGACGGCGUAGGCCUUAGGUGGGUUCGUGCGCGUUCUACCUCGCUGUUUCGGUUUUUCUGGCUCUUUAGCCCGUUUCUCCCCUGUUGCAGCUGGGAGCGGACGGAGCGCGAAGCUGGGAUUUUUUACUGUCUCCUGAAGAAUUUAACACAAACAUGGAUAUCAGACCAAAUCAUACAAUUUAUAUCAACAAUAUGAAUGACAAAAUUAAAAAGGAAGAAUUGAAGAGAUCCCUAUAUGCCCUGUUUUCUCAGUUCGGUCAUGUGGUGGACAUUGUGGCUUUAAAGACCAUGAAGAUGAGGGGGCAGGCCUUUGUCAUAUUUAAGGAACUGGGCUCAUCCACGAAUGCUUUGAGACAGCUACAAGGAUUUCCAUUUUAUGGUAAACCAAUGCGAAUACAGUAUGCAAAAACAGAUUCGGAUAUAAUAUCAAAAAUGCGUGGAACUUUUGCUGACAAAGAAAAGAAAAAAGAAAAGAAAAAAGCCAAAACUGUGGAACAGACUGCAACAACCACAAACAAAAAGCCUGGCCAGGGAACUCCAAAUUCAGCUAAUACCCAAGGAAAUUCAACACCAAAUCCUCAGGUCCCUGAUUACCCUCCAAACUAUAUUUUAUUCCUUAAUAACUUACCAGAAGAGACUAAUGAGAUGAUGUUAUCCAUGCUGUUUAAUCAGUUCCCUGGCUUCAAGGAAGUACGUCUGGUACCAGGGAGGCAUGACAUUGCUUUUGUUGAAUUUGAAAAUGAUGGGCAGGCUGGAGCUGCCAGGGAUGCUUUACAGGGAUUUAAGAUCACACCGUCCCAUGCUAUGAAGAUCACCUAUGCCAAGAAAUAACAUUUGGGAUAGUCGUCUUUAAAAGACUUGGUGUUAUUUAUAGUGUUUGUUUUGAUAACAUUGGGCUGGGUCAUUUUAAUAGUUAGAGAUUAGGGGGAUUAAAAGUGAAAUUUUUGUGAUGGACUUAAAUUAUCCAGUGUUCUUUAGCCUUGGUGAACUGUGAAAUACUAAGGCCUUAAUUUUGUACAAUAAACUUUUAUUUGUAUUCUAUGUAUAUAAUGCUUGCUUUAUUCACCCAUCGCCCUAUCAUCAAAUGACUUCUAGUCUAGAACACACUUAAGGUUUAUAAAAUUGUGUAAUAGGAUGCUUUUCUAGUGUCAUUUUGGAGGAGCUAAUGAUACAACAUCAUUGAACCAUUCAAUAAAAGUUAAGUAAAAUUAGAUCACAGAAGCUAGUAGAUGACUGUUGUAUUAAUGGUAACAAUGAUUGUUCUGGGUAUUAGAAGAAAAUGAGACCCAGGCAGGAUCUAAAUUUGAUCUUUGUAUCCUUUUAAGAAAUGAAUAUAUUAUUUUGCUG
Nomascus leucogenys (northern white-cheeked gibbon) is the source of this 1395-nucleotide messenger RNA. It is a transcript of the gene SNRPB2, whose product is annotated as small nuclear ribonucleoprotein polypeptide B2. Gene Ontology annotation, cellular component: U1 snRNP. Gene Ontology annotation, molecular function: U1 snRNA binding. The record is from RefSeq and is a predicted model, not a curated record. Gene Ontology annotation, biological process: mRNA splicing, via spliceosome. NCBI's taxonomy places the organism in Eukaryota, Metazoa, Chordata, Mammalia, Primates, Hylobatidae.